AUGUCAGGCCCAACAUCAAACCCAGACUGGAACAGAAGCGGCAGUCCUGCCUACGGCACGUUCACUCGGCCACCGUUCAAUCCGAAUCCCACCAAAAGCCACGACAGUAAUGACAGUGCUAUUGCACCCUCCAGCAAUGGUGGUGAGGAGGUCUCACCGAAGCGUCGACCUUCGCCUCAGCGGAAGCCAUCAAAACACAUCGAAUUCAGAAAGUACCUGAAGCGCCCUCAUAUGAUGGAGACGCAGAGGACGCUAAGCGAUGCAUUACGAUCGGCAAAGAACAGGGAGGAGCAGGAGACUUUACUCCCCGAGGAAGACUACGCUGGAUCUGAUGGGUGCUUCAAUGGACAGGGUGAGCCUAUGAUCCCUAGGACAGCCAGUACGCCUGGUUUGAACAACAACACCAGGACAUAUUUCAAUAUCCACAGGAUACGACGUCUCGUCUUGGCUGUCAUCGAAGAUCCGUACACAGUGGAUCAGCUGCGAGAGCCUCGUAUGAACGUUCUCAUUGUAAAACCACUGGUCGACCGUCUUUACGAUGAAGACGACAUAUCCAUCGUGUACUGUUUACUCGUCAAUCGCAUGCAGUUUCUUCGAGAGCAGCAAUUUCAGCAACAUCAUCAAACUGUCGAUUUGACGCGUGCCAACCUUUGCGAGCUGGUCGCCAUGAAGGUGCUGCGACGGCACGACGAAGAGUCUACGGGUAAAGCUGGUCUACUACUCUUAGCACAGAUCAUGGUCGCUCCUUUCCAGCCGUUUCAAGGCGCGCCCGAAGAGCGUUGUCCACCGCGACACAUAUCAGAGUACCAGGGCCAGGGUGACAAUGAGGGUAAAUUGACGGCGCUGGAAGUGGCUAUCGUCUCCGAAAGUAAGGUACUACUAGCUGGCUCCGCGAGCCAAAAGGUCAUUGACGCUAUCUAUCGGGGACGAAUCGUAUACACCCCGACCGUCUAUAUGGAUAUCAUACCGGAUCACUACAAGUAUAAGCCCAUAUCGCUUUACGAUCCACGCAAGGCACCGACACUCAACCAGUAUCGCCUCAUGGUACCGAGAACGCGCAACAUCAUCGAAGUUGUACAGUUCUUUAUACUGCUCGCACUCUAUUGCUGGUGUAUGACCAUGCGACAAGAUCACUAUCUGACUAUUGCCGAGAUCACGUUCUUACUCUACGGCAGCGGCUGGGUACUAGACGAACUCAUAUCAUGCCUUGAGCACGGUUGGGAGGUACAUACACAAGAACUUUGGGCUUUCCUGGACGUCACAUUCGCCGGCAUAUUUCUCAUCUAUCUCGGCAUGCGGUGCCAUGGAUGGAUAACAAAUCAAGACGAAACGGGUAGACAAGCCCUUGACGUUCUUGCUGUCGCAUCCCCAAUAUUGUUCCCACGUAUCGCAUUCAACCUUAUGCCCGAGAACAUGCUGUUCAUUGCUCUGAGGGCGAUGGUCAAGGAGUUCACAGCACUGAGUCUGAUCGCUGUAUGGUGCUUUGGUGGCUUCCUGUUGGCGCUCAAAUGGCUGAGCAUCAGCAACCCCGAAGUUGGCUACGAAGACUCACCAAACUCCAUCACUAUCUCCAAAUGGAUGCUCUGGAUCUGGUUCGGUCUGGAUGGCCAAGGCAUCGAUGAAGCUCCUGGGUUCCAUGAGAUUCUCGGUCCUACCCUGAUGGUGAUCUAUGCUUUCCUGGGUAACACACUAUUCUUGACAGUCCUUGUCUCGAUUCUGUCCAACACGUUCAGCAAGAUCGCAGCAGAUGCGACAGCCGAAAUCCAAUUCCGCCGCGCCGUGCUCACUUUCGAAGGUGUCAAGUCCGAUUCGCUAUUCGCCUACCGCCCACCCCUCAACCUAUUGGCGUUCAUCAUUCUACUCCCUCUCAAAUUCAUACUCUCGCCCCGCUGGUUCCACAAGAUCAACGUCUCAGCGAUACGUAUCUCGAACUUCCCUAUUCUCCUCGCCAUCAACUACUAUGAGCGUAGGUAUCUGUGGAAGCCCCGUCGCCACCUCAGCAUCAACGGCCCUGGGCCCUCCAAACGCACAACCUGGCUGCAAGACAUCGGUUUCUGGAGGAGCUGGAAGCAAUUGAGUCCGCACGCUGAUUUGCAGGCUGUGUUCGAAGAGGAGCCACCAGAGGACGUAGUGCAUAGAAUCGAAGAGGAGGAUGACCUUGAAGACGCUAUCCUCGAAAACAGUUUCGCAGCGAAUGCCAUGGGUACUCGUAGUGUGAGUCCAGGAAGUGCAAUGACGGGAAGAAGGAGGAGAUUGAGUAGUGUGUGGCCAGGACCGGGCGCUUAG
Alternaria conjuncta is the source of this 2286-nucleotide messenger RNA. RefSeq lists its product as uncharacterized. The record is from RefSeq and is a predicted model, not a curated record. NCBI's taxonomy places the organism in Eukaryota, Fungi, Ascomycota, Dothideomycetes, Pleosporales, Pleosporaceae. Bases 1 to 2286 code for a protein of 761 amino acids. The transcript has 2 exons.